AUGUCCAGAGUCGAGGAUUUUGAGGAUCCUGACCCCCGUUCCCAGCUCAAGGAAUUCCGCACAGACAUCUCCAUGGCGAUUGAUGAUCCCUUCCCACUGCUCUAUGGGUUGGUGGACCGCAACAUCAUCAGUGACCAAAUUCUGAAGGUGAGCUAUGGGAAGUAUAUUUAAUAAUGGUAUAUUUCAUAUUGAUAUGAGAGCUCUUUUGGAGAAAGUUUGAGCAUUUCAUGAUGUUAGCCUGGAAGGAGGUCAUGUACAAUUGUAAUAUUUUCUCUUCAGUACAUUGCCUUGUAGAUGGUCUCGCGUGACAGCCUUAACUGAUUUGGUUCUGGGUGCUGAGAAUACCUUGUAGAUCGUCUAAAUCGUAUUCUAUAAACAAAAAAAUCUGUGUAUGUUUCACUCGGUACCAUUUUCUACAUGGCACAUUGAAUGACAGUUGGUAGAGCACGGUGCUUGCAACAUCAGGAUAGUGGAUUCAAUUCCCGGCACCAUCCCUAAGUAAGAAUGUAUGCACGCAUGACUGUAUGUCGCUUUGGAUAAAAGUGUCUGCUAAAAUGUACUAUUAUUAUAAAAGUUUGCUAUGACCACCCAUAGGAUACCCUGGAUAGGGAGGGCAGAGAUGGGAUCCACAAGGCCAUGUACUCCCUGCUUUCCUGGCUCCUGGAGCAGAGUAGGACCACCAUCCAGGCCUUCUGGACCAACCUGGCCAAGGACUACAACCAGGACAGCUAUCCCAGACUGCAGGCCCUCCUGACCAGCAUUCAACCAGGUUGGUAACCCCAUUUUAAGCAGUUUCUCAACCUGUGGUACUAGAACCCCUGAGGGUCCUUGGUUUAUCCACAGGGGGUAUUUGGGAUAGUGAUCAAUUGCACAUGAGGGGGUACUUUGGGUUGAGCAAAACAUUUGAUUGAAAGGUUGAGGGAGUUGAGUUGAAGUGACAUAGGAGCGUUGCUUUAAUAUAAUUCUAAUUUAUUCUAUGGGUUGUGUUCCAUUUUGUCAGGUAGGGAGAAGGUGGGCUCCAAGCAGGGGAAGAGGUCCCCACGAGGGUCUCGAGAGUCCCACAGCAGGAAGAGGAGCCUGGGAGAGAGACACCACCCUCACCACUCUCAGCACCACAGCAAAAGUAACAACAGUUCAGGUGUGAGACAAGUUAUUGUACCAGAUACCCAUUAUAAUGCAAUCCGUAGCCUAGAUGCCAACUAGUUGUACUACAACAUACUCAAAACUCAAGUUUUUCUAAACCAAGCUCAUUAUACAUGUUUUGGUGUCAUUGUUCUAGGUGGCAAAGUGAAGUCAGUGAGGAAGAGUGAAGGCGCUGCAGUGGUCUCUCAGAUACCUGCUGGAAAGGGUAAUCAAAUCUGUGUUAUAUUCCAUUCUCUGUUUGUGAUUCUGUUAUGAUUUGAGGAAGGAACAAAGUAUUUGAUAUCAGCAUCAAUUUAUCAACAUCAUCACUAUAUAACUGACCUGUGCUAUUACCAUUUAGCAGGUGUCCAGGCGGUGUCCACCUCGGUCCAGAGGGCAGUCACUCUGUCGUCCAGUGAGCUGCCGGUCAGUUGCGGGGCCAGAGAGGAGAUCCUCAUCAAACAGGUGUUUGGAUCUGGUGAGUAACGCUAGAAUCACAACACUAUCCUGACCACAACCCUAACCUGAUGACUGUAAACCUUGUAUUGUAAGUUGAUAGGAGUGCACAGUAAAUAUGUAUUGCAGUUUCACUGUAAAUAUGUAGCCUAUUGCACUUCCAUAUUAAUUUUAUUGUGUAUUAUUCUAUGUUUUUAUGUAUUAUGUACCUUGUCUUUUUAAACACAUGACCAAAUGAAUUUCCCCCUGGUGGGAUACUAAAGUUGAUUUUAAUCUUAUCUAGCUAGCCGUCAGCCAAAUAACCUCCACAGACACCAUAAGACACCAUCUCACCAUAUCAGGUUUUAUUGUAGGCAUUUAAAUAUUAAGAACAAAAGUGGAGAGUAGGACUACAUUUUGUUGUCCUUCUACAGGAAGUGCCAAAAAGUGCAUUAAAGUGGGUGGUGAGUAUUACACCUCUGGGCCAUUGGAUGAGCUGACUGGAGGACACAAGACAAAGACUGCGAAGACUAAAUACCACCACAAGGAGGAGUCCAGCACAAGGGUAAGAGACGUAAGUGACUGUUCAAGCAAUACAGUUCAAGCAGUACAGUAUGACCACCAAUCACUGUAUGAUUUUCUCAGGUAAAUAACAAAUCAUUUUGAGAGGGAGUGUGUUUCUGUAUUUGCCUCAUCUAGUUGACAAGGAAAAUGCACAUUCAUCAACAGUUCAAUUUAUUUUCACAUUGAAUUGAAAUAGAUGGUAUAUGAAAGAUGAGUGUCUAUCAGUGUGUGUGUAUGUGUGUGUGUGUGUGUAUGUGUGUGUAUCCAGGCCCAGCGUAAUGAUGAUGAGUGUGCAGUGUGUAAAGAUGGAGGUGAGCUCAUCUGUUGUGAUGGCUGUCCCAGGGCAUACCACCUGACCUGCUUAGACCCUCCCCUCACCACAAUACCAAGGUAUACUGUAUGUGGCCAUAAUCCUUACUUGACUUCUGUGCAUGUAUAUAUAUAUUACAUUAGUCUAAAAACAGUCCAAAUCUUUCAUAAGACCCAAGGUUUGGGACUCAUCUCUGUUCCUUUCUCUAGUGGCACUUGGCGCUGUCAAUCAUGCCGUAGCAACAAGGUGAGGGAGAGAAUCUACCCAGUACUACCUGUUCAGGUCAGUGUCAAAAGUUGGUCUUUUCUUUAAUACCAUCUCAUUUUACUUCCACUAUUAUUACUACUACUACCACCCUAAAGGUAUGACAUUGAGGUAUAAUGGUUCUACGUCAGUAUAACAUUAAGGUAUAACGUUUCUAACUCAGUAUGACACUGAUGUAAAAUAGUUAUACCACAGUAUGAUAUUGAGGUAUAAUGGUUCUUCCUCAGUAUAAUGGUUCUACCUCAGUAUGAUAUUGAUGCAUAACGGCUCUAUCUCAGUAUGAUAUUGAAGUAUAACGGUUCUACCGCAGUAUGAUAUUGAGGUAUAACAGUUGUCGUCUUCUCUCCCAUAGCCCUUGGCUCAGAGCCAGUUGACAGAGACCAGCUCCAGUAACUCCACCAUAGACUUCUCCUUCUUCUCCACCUCUCUCUCCAGCGUCACCGCAACCAAGAGCAGUCAGGUCUCUGCAUAUCAGGUGAUUCUUUCUUUAUUUUUGUUGUUCCAAUUUUCUAUUCCUCUUUUCUCUAUUUUUCUUCAAACUGUUCUUGUUAUCGUUAGUCAUUUCAACGUCUCUUUCAGAUUAUUCUGUGCAGUUUUUGAAGGUAGCAAUUUAUAAUAACACCUUGUAAUAAAGCGUUUAUAAUGAUUAGUAAAUAGUUUAUUCAUCAUUUAUUAAUCAUUACUUUAUGUUUGUGUUUUGAGUGACCAGUGUCAUUUAUCUCAAAAAGAUGGACAUGCCAUUGGUAGACAUUCCAGCAGUACCUGAUGCUCCUUAAAAUAGCCUAGAACAUAUCAAUGGUUAAAGAAUAAGCACACAACACAGGACGUUUGAAAUAAAUAAAUAAACAAUUUUAUUCACAAAACUGUUGCAAGGACAUGAGGAAGAGUUGUAAUGCAAAUGUUUUGCUAAUGUUGUCAACCUCGCAAACAAAUCACAGGGAGAUAGCCUACACACAACAGCUGGCCAGACCGGCCCAUUUUCUCUAGUGGAUUUUUAUUCCUUCAUUCCAAAUUAUAUGUGAUUGAGGUAGAAUGUUAUAUGUAUGACUUGCAGGUAGAAAUGUGGCAUGUAUAACCUUUAAAUGCUUCCAGUGCUUCAGUCUUUUAACCACAGACUAUUUUCACACUUUGCUUUGUUUGGAGGCACUUUUACUAGGACUUUAGAAGUAGUAACUCUUUAAACGUAAUGUGAUGGCAGUCUAUGGACUGCUCCAAGGAGUGACUGCAAUCAACACUUUGGUUUGGGUAGAAAAGUCACUGCCAAUAAAUGCUAAUAUUAGCAUUUUCUGACGAAAAACGUUACUUUACUCUGCAUAGAAUAUGUCUGAAGUUACACAUCACACUAUUACAACAGUGUGACUGUCUUGAAUCCAAUGUUUAAUAUAUUGCCUUAAACAUCUUCUGUAUUGUGGGCUUAUUCUUUUACCAUUGAUAUGUUCUGGGAUAUUUUGAGACCUUAAAGAGCGUCAGGUACUGCUGGAAUGUCUACCAAUGGCAUGUCCAUCUUUUUGUAAGAAAUUACACUGGUCAAUCAAAAGUAUAAAUCGCUCUCACUUUAGAUGAGGCCCUGCAAAAAUACUUUACUAAUGAUUAGUAUAUGGUUUAUAAGGACCUAUAUUAAACAUCUUAUGCAUGAUCUUAUGACUCAUUAUCACAUAUUUUAAAAGUUGUUUAUAAAUAUUUCUACAACCGGUUGGUCAAAACAAGCAUUAUGAUUGGUUGAGACGUGUUCUAAGCCAUACAAAGAAACCUGUUUAGUACGGGUAAGCCCAUGACGCAAAAAUGUGCAUCUUGUUUUCUGUUCCAUCUGAGAAAUCCCUGCGCAUCCACUGUCCCAUCAGCCCUGCCAGCCAAAUCAUUAACUUGAUCGCCACUGUAAAAAGCAUCUAGACAUUAUUUCCCAUUGCUUCUAGCCUAACAUUUGGUUUGCAACAAUGGGGGUGUUUGUACAAACGUUGCUGUAUGUCUUUCGACAUUUGCAACAUUGUUUCAAUACUGAAAUCGAUCUCCACUGUCCUAUUAAGAAUUCACGUGUCAGGACGAGACGGACAUCUUUUCUCAGCCAGUCGAAAUCAUGAAUCAGCAUAAUUUUGAUGGAUAUAUACAAAGAAAUGUCAAUAGAAGAACAGGUCAAACGAAAUGAAAUGCAGCUACUUUGCUGUGUUAGCCAUAGUUAGCUAGCUAGCAAGCAAGGGAUAAGAGCGUUGCCAGCCAGCGUGGCAACAGAACAUUUAGAACAAACGACUGGGUUGCGUCCAUAGAUAUAGAACAAAAAGACUUCAUGACUGGUUUGCUAUCUUACUAGCUUCAGUUUGAACUGAUUGCAUUAUUCUAUGCCAGGCGAAAUCACGCAUCAUUAGCUCAUUGUUAUGGUACAUAACUUAAACAAACGCAAAUGCAGCUACUUUGCUGUUAUUUUAGCUGCACUGUCUAACCUGACUGUGGUAGCCGUAGUUGGCUAGCAAGGGAUUAGAGCGUUGCCAGCCAAUGAACGACUGAUAUAGAUAUAGAACAAAAAGACUUCACGACUGGGUCGUGUCUCUGGCAACCUAACCGAUAGAAUGAACGGCCAGACGGCCUGGCUAGAUGUGUUGGGACUAGGCCUAUAUUUUCACUGAGGGAUGAAAUAGUAGCCUAUGAAUAUAUUUCUAAAAAUAAUGUUUUUUAUUUAAUUGGUAACCUGUAUUAGAAAAGCAAUUGUACACUCGAGGUUGUGCAAAACUACUUUUUUAGCACGGCUGUGUAAAAAGCAUGCAUUCUCGUGUACAAUUGCUUUAGUGAAUAACUGGCUUACUAACAAUUACAAAUGUGGGAGUAAUGAUUAAUAGAUGAUGAAUAAACUAUUUACUAAUCCAUUAUACAUGCUUUAUUACAAGGUGUUAUUAUAAAGUGCUGCAGUAUGCAAACAGUGUGUGUGUGCAUGCAUUUGUGUGUACCAGUGUGCAGGUGGCGAGGUGGUGGAGGUCAGGGAGAUGUGUGGGGUUUGCCUCCUCAGUGGAGGAGACCUGACCCUCUGUCUCCAGUGCCUACAGAAGUAUCACACCUACUGCCACUUCCCAAAGUAAGACCACCUCUACAUCCAUCUUAUCCCACCUCUGAGUAUUAUUGUUUUAACCAUCAAGUCAUAUCUUCUGUUUCUGAUAGUGUAUUCACCAAUUCAAUUGAUGUUAUAAGCUGCACAUCUAUUUUCUAAAUGUAGCAAUGUACUUUACUGUACAUCAACUGAAAGUUUGUGGAUAAUUUGUGUGAAGCUAAUGGGUACUAAUGGCUAGUAAUGGAACGUUCAACAGUAUAUUAGUCAGCAUUCCUCUGUCUUUGUCUUUGACAGUGGGAGGUCCAUCUGCUCCUCCUGCAGUAGGCCUUGGGGCAUCUCAACAGACAGAGAAGCGGAAUCCAAGGGCUUACAGGUACAGUGUGUGUGUGUGUGUGUGUGUGUGUGUGUGUGUGUGUGUGUGUGUGUGUGUGUGUGUGUGUGUGUGUGUGUGUGUGUCUGUGUCUGUGUCUGUGUCUGUGUCUGUGUGUCUGUCUGUCUGUCUGUCUGUCUGUGUGGUCAUUAUACAGUCUUAUUUUCUCUCUCCACCACUGUACACCCAGGUUGGUCCAACUCCACACACUCAGGAGUACUCCUCUCUCUCAGAGCCCAUCCUACACAAGGAUGAACUAGACUCCAUCAUGGGAGAGGUGAAUAGGACUUCAACCAGAAUUUCAUGUGAAUCAAGAUCUAGUUAAAAGUGAUAUAAGAUGUGAAUAACAUGUCAUUACAUCUCUAAGCUAUUUCAUAUAGAGAAAGAUACUAUCUCUCAGUAAUAGACAAUAGACAUGUCUGUGGCAGGUAACUAUUAUUUAAUGAUAUUCUGUGUUUGUCCUCUUUCAGCAGGGCUCCAUAGAUGGGAUCCUGCAGUGGGCUUUCCAUAACAUCUCCAGGCCUCUCUCGGACACUCAGGGCUACUUUCAAUGA
Molecule: messenger RNA, 6653 nt
Organism: Coregonus sp. 'balchen'
Lineage: Eukaryota; Metazoa; Chordata; Actinopteri; Salmoniformes; Salmonidae
Source: the annotation of a GenBank genome assembly